UCAGUAAGCCUUCAAAGGUGCUGAAUGCAGCAGACCUGAAGAAAGAACAGCAGUAGAAGGGUCCCUUACAGUCUAUGAAGCAAAGCCAGGCCUCUUACAGCGUCUUCAAGGAACACUACUGAGAAGAUCAUGGACUUCUCGAGUCCCAGAACUGAUGCCGUGUCAGUGGAGCCCAGUGCCAAGCUGUUUUGCUGUGGUUUUGUGAGGCGUUGCAUCCCUCUGGUGUUUAGAGAAGAGCUAUACCACAUCCUGCGCAUGACUGGACCCCUGCUUGUGUGCCGGUUCCUGAAUUUUCUCCUUUUCUUUGUGGUGACGAUGUUUUGUGGCCGCCUGGGGAACACUGUGCUAGCGGGUUAUGCCAUGGCCUCAGCUACAAUAAAUGUAACGGCUGCAGCAACGGGGUUGGGACUUGCUUUGGCAUGCGACACUUUGGUAUCACAGACAUUCGGGAGUAAGAACCUUCUCCGUGUAGGCGUCAUCCUGCAGAGAGGCAUCCUAAUUCUGACGCUCUUCAGUUUGCCCUGCUGGGCUUUGCUUGUGAACACCCAGCCUCUCCUUCUCUAUCUGGGGCAGGACCCCGAGGUGGCCAGGAUUGCACAGCUGUAUGUGGUUGCAUAUGUUCCAGCAAUUCCGGCCAUGUUUCUGUAUCAGCUGCAACUGUCAUAUCUUCAGAAUCAGGGAGUGAUCAAGCCUCAGAUGUAUGCAACUGCAGUUGCCAAUGUUGCCAAUGUGAUAGUGAACUACUUUCUGCUGUACUGGUGGGAUUUUGGAGUCUAUGGGUCUGCUGCUGCAAACAGCUUUGCUCAGGUUUUUAAUUGUUUUGCCCUGUUUUGGUUCAUCCGCUGGCAGAGGCUCCAUGAAAACACUUGGGGAGGGUGGUCUUCAGAAGCAUGGCAGGAUUGGGGGUCCUACAUGAAGCUGGCCAUUCCCAGCACACUGAUGACCUGUUUUGAAUGGUGGAUCUAUGAAGUUGGAGGCUUCUUGGCAGGAAUGCUGAGUGAGGUGGACCUGGCUGCUCAACACGUGGUUAUCAUGCUGGCGUACAUCAACUACAUGAUUCCAUUAGGAAUGCAAGGUGCGGCGUGUAUUCGUGUGGGAAACGCACUUGGUGCUGGGGAAACAGCUGCUGCCAUCCUCACCAGCAAGGUGUCUCUCAUCAGUGCAGCUUUUAUAGCAAUCUUUCAAGGUUUUGUUCUGGGCUCGACAAAAACAGUCAUUGGCUACAUAUUCACUUCCGAUGAGGCUAUAGCAGAGCUUGUGUCUCACCUACUGAACAUCUACUGCCCUCUUCAGUUCUUUAAUGGAAUACUGUGUGUUGGCAUGGGCAUUCUUCUUGGCACAGGCCAGCAGAAAAUAGCUGCUAUUGCUAACCUCUUUGGCUACUACUGCAUUGGACUCCCAUCAAGCAUUGUUCUGAUGUUCACCGCUAAAUUACAAGUUGCUGGCUUUUGGCUGGGCCUCCUCAUUGCAGUAUUUUUGCUAGCAAUUUUUUUCAUUGUGGCUAUUUUUAAAUUAAACUGGAAGAAAAUGACAGAAGAGGCAAUUGAGCGUACAGGAAAGAGUUCAAAUGGAGCGGCAAAUGGAGCAAUGACUCCGAACCAUCGCAACAGCUUCUACCAGUUUCAGAAUGAGAAUGGAUACGUGGUUGUGAGCUCUCAAGACCAGGAUGAGGGGCUCAACCAUACUGUGCUGCACGAUGGGCCAGACGUGACUCAAGUGGAGGAAAAGCCCUCAGUUCUGCUCUCUACCACUCAGCUGAUCCUCAGGAGAGGUCUGACCACCCUCGCUGCUCUUCUCAUCCUAGCUGCUGGGAUAGCUGUCCAUCUCACUGUACCUUUACCUGAGGUGUCUUAUGAUGCAGGUGCAAAUUAUACUUUGGAUUCAAACUUUACCACAGCCACUCCCAUCUAGUCCAUGAGUAUCGUUUGAAACCUGGACCUCAGAUAGAUUCACCGUGAAUAUCUCUAUGCUGUGAACAUGAGAGGUAAUGAAGAAAUUGUAUUGAAUUAGAAAAGUAGAAGCAUUUUCACAUUGAUCUAAGGCUGUAUAUUGUGACCUAGACACGAUUAUAUUUUAUUCUGUGUGCACUUGCUUUGUCCACAGCAUUAGGCCAAGUAGUAAGAAAAUCGAGCAGCUUAGCAGGAAAAGGUCUGUUCCCCAGUAACACAGUCAUAUAAUCUCUUCAGUUGACAUUUCUAGUCAGGCGGCUGGAGAAAUGCUGCCAAAAAGAAGACAUUCUUCAAAGCCGCUGUCAUAUAUUGAGAAAUCUGUAUUAUGGAAACUCGAAGCAAAUGUUGCCAAUUGCAUGCGGGACCUUCCUAAGGAAUCCUGCCGGCCUAUAUUAAGGGGCUGUUUAAACGGAACACGUUUUUGUGUUAAAAAGUGUGAGUUGCAGGCUAGCGGAAUGAAAAAAAAUAGCAUGGUCUAGAGACAUGCUUUUUAAAAGUUGAACUUCGCUUAAUUUAAGCACCACACUUUUGGAAUUACAUAUCACGUGCAAGGUCCUGUGAAAGAAACAAGGGGCUUUUCACUCAGAAUACACUUAUGUUUUCAGUUGUUUUCUGUGUAAAAAAAAUGCAAUAGAUGGGCAUGUUUCAACAUAGCAUUCUAAAAACACAGUGUUUAAGUUAAAAGAAAUUCAACUUCAUAUUUCGAUCAUCCUUUUUUCCAAUCAUAUUUUGUCCGUCCGAAAUACUAACGCUCCAUCCUAAGCCUACUAAUAUAUAUUCACAUGCCGAUAUGCAUCUCCACAGCUCUGCUGUCACAUUUUUUGUUGCUAGCUUGUUAUACUGUAUGUAAAUGUUCAAUCCACCUAUAGGCCAUUAAGAUUAACUAAUCAUAUGAAUUUUCCUGGUUAAACAGUCUGAUGUGAUUGUGACUCUGGGCUGUUUUCAGAUAAGUGUCAGGUGUGGAAGGGUAGUUCAGCUGCAGGGAGCAAAGAGUAAUAUUAGAGGGGUUAUUUCAUUUGAACUGGUAAAGUCAGUGACACAAUUUAAAUUGAACAAGACAUAUAAAAAAACACACAUGCCCUGUGCUGAGCAGUUGUUAUUAUUGUAAAAAGUUACAUUUAAUUCAUACUUUCAAACAGCUGCAAAAGAUUGCACAUAGCUGACUUAGAGCAGCUUAUCACAAAUGAAAUCCCUGGGUCUAUAAAUCAUUGUCCCAUUA
This is a messenger RNA of Carassius carassius (crucian carp), 3168 nucleotides long. RefSeq names its product solute carrier family 47 member 4 (gene slc47a4). The coding region runs from base 130 to 1911 and encodes 593 amino acids. The record is from RefSeq and is a predicted model, not a curated record. Lineage: Eukaryota; Metazoa; Chordata; Actinopteri; Cypriniformes; Cyprinidae. Gene Ontology annotation, cellular component: membrane. Gene Ontology annotation, molecular function: xenobiotic transmembrane transporter activity; antiporter activity. Gene Ontology annotation, biological process: xenobiotic detoxification by transmembrane export across the plasma membrane. The transcript is spliced from 17 exons.